AUGCGGUCCGGCAGCGGACCGACACCCACGAGCGCAUCGUCGGCGGCCACGAGGCCAGCCAGCAUCGCCGACCUCCCCUGGCAGCUGGCCUUCGAGCUCGGCGGCGACCAGCGGUGCGGUGCGUCGCUCAUCGAGCCCUCCUGGGCGCUGACCGCCGGCCACUGCGUCGAGGACGCCAAACUGGACUACUUGGCGCUGCGCGCGGGCUCCUCCGUCCGUGGCAGCGGCGGCACAGUGAUAGAGGCGGCAGCCGCCUUCCUGCACCAGCAGUACGAUAGCCGCACCAUAGAUUUCGACAUCGCAGUCGUACAGGUGAUCCACAGUGACACUUAG
Schistocerca piceifrons (Central American locust) is the source of this 333-nucleotide messenger RNA. Its product is annotated as trypsin-3-like. Gene Ontology annotation, biological process: proteolysis. Lineage: Eukaryota; Metazoa; Arthropoda; Insecta; Orthoptera; Acrididae. The record is from RefSeq and is a predicted model, not a curated record. The transcript has 2 exons. Bases 1 to 333 code for a protein of 110 amino acids. Gene Ontology annotation, molecular function: serine-type endopeptidase activity.